UAGGGUUUAAGAGGCAAACCCUUGUUCCAAACAGAACAGAAACCUUAACUCACAUACAGAAGGGGAAAGAAAAAAAAACAAACUUUAUAUAGUAGCGAUAAAAUUGUCUCUGUUUUUUAGUUAUGAAAUUUCAUUGCAACAUAGACUCUCCUCUCCCAAAAUCCAAACUUAAAAAUGGUGGGGUUUGUAUUUGAGCCCUCAACUACUGAAGAAGAGAACAACCAAGUUUCAAAAGCUAGAAACUCUAAAGACCCAAUUCAACCUUUUGAUCAAAAGCUCACAAAUUUCGCUGAUUAUUUUCUUGAUUUUGAUUCCAUAGAGGAGUUUUUUGGGGACCCAGAAGGGGUUAGUUUGGAUUUUGAGAAGAGAAUGCAGGUGGAGGAUAAACGGUUUGUUGUUAAAGAUUUAACUGUUGAUGGGUCUGAUUUAGUUUUUGAAGAGAAGAAGGGAAUUGUUGAUGGGUCUGAUUUGGAAGGUUUAAUGAAGGUGAAGGGAGAAAGAGUGGAGCUUGAAAGAGGAGGGAGUUUGGAGUGUUCUAUUGAGGAAGAGAUGGGAAGGGUUAGUUUGGUUGCCGUGUCGAGUUUAGUUGUUGCUGAUGGGGGUGGAAAAGUGGUGGGUGAAGACGCAGAGAUAGAUAAUGGUGGUUUGAUAAAUGGGUCGGGUUCGGAUAUUGGUAAUGGUAUUGUUGUGAAUGGAAAAGUGGUGAAUGAUGAGGACGAGAGAGAAAGUGAAAGUAGUGAGUCUGAGUCAGAGAGUGAAAGUAUUGAGUCUUCUAGUAGUAGUGAUGAUGAUGGUGAAGAGGACAGUGAGGAAGAGAAGCAGGAGGAGAGGGAAGUUAGGGAGGUAGUAAAUAAAGAGUUAGAUGAUUUGGGUGACAUGGAAGAAGGUGAGAUAAGGAAUGUUAAUGGAGAGGAAAUGGUUGGUAGGGAUGAUACUGAUGUUGAAGUGUUUGAGGAGGAGGAUGGAGACAAGAUGGUUGAGUGGAGUGAUUUUGAUGAAGAUGAGGAUGCUGUUAAUGAAGGAUACCCUAUUAGGUCGAAGAACGAACUCAAGUUUCUCCCUCCAGUUCCUCCAGUGGUUGCUUCCUUGGAACCACAUCAUCAGAUGCAGGCUGUUGGAGCUGUUUUGUCGGCUAUAGGUUCCCAGGUUAUAGUAGAAGGGGUGGAAAAGCACAACCCUUUGAAUGAGGGUUCUAUCCUUUGGAUAACUGAAAAGAGAUCCCCAUUGGGGUUGAUAGAUGAGAUUUUUGGACCUGUCAAGAACCCAUACUAUGUGGUGAGAUACAAUUCAGAGAGUGAAGUCCCUGGAGGGAUCCACAAUGGUACUGUGAUAUCUUUUGUUCCUGAGUUUGCCAAUCAUGUGCUCAAUGACAAGAAUCUUUACAAGAAAGGGUAUGAUGCAUCUGGUGAAUACGAUGAAGAGCUAACUAAGGAGGCAGAAUUUUCAGAUGAUGAGGAAGAGGCAGAGUACAAGAGGAUGUUAAAAAUGUCCAAGAGGGGAAUAGAUUGUGAGACGGUUGGAAAAAAGAAAAACAACAGAAGGAAGGUGAAAAAUAGGGGGGGUGGUUGGAAGAGCAAUAAACCUUCAGGGGAGCAAAUACCUACUGGUGUAGAUCAGCUAUCACCCCAUCAAAAUUUGUUCAAUUUGAUCAAUGAAUCUUCUGUUGGAACAUCAUUUGCUCCAGGGCCACAGACAACUGGUGUUUUUACUCCAAAUGGUGUAUGGGUGAAUGAGGGGCCUCCUCAUCAGCCAGUGACUUUAGCAAUUCCAGGUGGAUUUCCAGCUAAUAAUAUGCCUUGGGCUGCAAGGAGUCAACUUCAGCAUCCCUAUCAUAUACCUAAGGCAAUUGGCAUGCCAAUUCAGCCACAGUUCAAUCCUUGUCAGGGACCACUUCCUAAUGCUUUCUUCCCAGGCGGACAUCCAAAUUUCUUUGCUGGACCUACAUAUCCUCCAUCAUGGCCUGCGGUUGGAGGGCAAAACUACUUUAACCAAGCUGCAUUUGGAACAGGAUUUCAGGUUCAACCUAAUCCCCAAGCUAUGAAUACAAUAGAACAAGGAAUGAUGUCCAGAGGACUGCCUUUAGAACAGAACUGCAGUUUUCAAUCACCAGCCAUCCCUCCUGGCAACAUAAAAGCUCCUCAGCAAUUCAACAUGGGAGCCUCUUCCAGCCAUGGAAGGAAACCUUAUCGAAGAGGGGGUGGUCGUUUUUCAGGUGGAAGAGGCAGGCAGCCAUCAAACUAAUUUUUGUCUAUAACGAGCUGUAACUUAAAAUAGGCUUUGACUGAGUGGACCAGCAAUGUUCUGCAGACCUGCCUACUUUUUGUAAAUUAUCUCACAUUGAUGUCUGUGUUAAAGAAAAUGUUUGCUACAUUGCUUUUC
Messenger RNA from Populus euphratica (Euphrates poplar), 2379 nucleotides. RefSeq names its product H/ACA ribonucleoprotein complex non-core subunit NAF1. Bases 175 to 2241 code for a protein of 688 amino acids. The transcript is spliced from 3 exons. Gene Ontology annotation, molecular function: RNA binding. Gene Ontology annotation, cellular component: sno(s)RNA-containing ribonucleoprotein complex. Lineage: Eukaryota; Viridiplantae; Streptophyta; Magnoliopsida; Malpighiales; Salicaceae. The record is from RefSeq and is a predicted model, not a curated record. Gene Ontology annotation, biological process: pseudouridine synthesis; box H/ACA snoRNP assembly; ribosome biogenesis.